GAAUGGUAAAGCUGUUAAGAACCAGCUCUGCUCGUUACGCCGCUACUGUCCAUGGCGGCAUGUAUCAGUGUCACUUGGCUAGUAGCGGCUUUCAGCUUUUAACAUAUUUAUCAUUUUAUCUUAAAAUUCUUCGCCUCACACAUUAUACGGCUAUUUUCUUUACAUUUAUUAAUAAACACCGAUCUGGAUAUAUAUCCACUCUUUAAGUUUUCUAUUUCUUUCAAGCAGUGACUAUAUUAUAUCACAUGAAUAGAUUCAUUGUAUUAGUUGACACGUAAGUGUAUGCAUCGAUGUAUUUAGACAGCUGUACACAUAUUUAAAAGAAAUAAACAUACACGCAUACAAAUAUAUCUAUUCAUUAAUACGAUAAAUAUAUUUUGAAACUCUUCGUAAGUAACCGUAAACAAAUUAAUACGACAAAACCACAACUGAAAGUGUGGUGCAGGAUCAUAAGAACAAGAAAAGGAACGGACCGAGUAGAAAACCAUUUGAAACGACUAGUUCUUUGUCCAAUGCCAUGGAAAGCAACAAAGUAAUGCGUAGCAAAAGUAGAAACAAAAACAGGAACUCGGCGAAUAACGCUCAGCUUGAAGCUCCUUCGUCAUCUACCCAGAAUCAGCGUAGCAGUGGCGGCAGGAUUAGCAGCAACGGUCGGAAGCAGCGUCGAUUAGAACAUCUCAAAAUGGAGCGGAAGCAGCUUGUUCUGUGGCGCUGGCCGUUGCGGACCACAAAAUAUUUUUUAUUUGAAGUCUGGCAUUUACUUUCCACUUACACAAAACAAUUGUUUCAAAGAAAACUUAUGGUGCUGGCUAUCAUACUGGUUCUUGUUAUAUUAAGUGCAGUAUAUAAUCUAAAAGGACCUCACCAACCUUACUUAGCAAUGGUGGAAAAGAAACUGUUUUGGUAUGCAUAUUGGAUAGGCCUUGGUUUUCUCUCUUCUGUUGGUCUUGGUACAGGCCUCCAUACGUUUGUGCUUUAUCUUGGUCCUCAUAUAGCAUUGGUAACGUUAGCUGCUUUUGAAUGUAUGUCUGUUGACUUUCCAGAGCCCCCUUACCCUAACAAAAUUAUUUGUCCGUCAGUUGAAUCAAAAACCAUGUCUAUAUGGAUGAUAAUGAGUAAAGUACGAAUGGAGUCUAUAAUGUGGGGAGCUGGAACAGCUAUUGGUGAGCUGCCCCCAUACUUCAUGGCCAGAACAUCUCGUCUUUCAGGAUCUGAAAGUGAAGAAGAAGAACUCGGUGAACUAGAAGAGCUGGUGCGCGAAAGAAAUGCUAACCCUGGGGAACUAGGCUUUCUUGAUCGGGCAAAGGUUGGCAUUCACAACAUGAUAAAGAAAGUAGGCUUUUGGGGUAUCUUGGCUUGUGCUUCUAUCCCUAAUCCAUUGUUUGAUCUCGCUGGAAUAUUAUGUGGCCACUUCUUAAUACCAUUUUGGACAUUCUUUGGUGCUACCCUUAUUGGCAAGGCUAUUAUUAAGAUGCAUAUCCAGAAACUUUUUGUAAUUUUCUUGUUUAGUGAACAUCACAUGGACCAAGCUAUAAAAGUCAUGAAGUUUAUUCCAUUUAUUGGUCCUUAUACGCAGGCACCAUUUAUGAAAUGGUUGGAACAACAGAAGAAUAAAUUGCAUAAUCCAGAUCCUCGUGCUAGUCAAGGAACUAAUCCAUUAUCAUACAUAUUUGAGAAAGCUGUAUUACUUAUGGUAGCAUAUUUCAUGCUUUCUAUCAUCAAUUCAAUGGCUCAAAAUUAUCAUAAACGGAUGAGCAAAUCUAAAAAUCGUUUGGAUGAUUAAUAAAGAGACACAAAUGAAAUAAUGGUGGUGGGUGGGGGACAUCAUAAAAGAAAGCAAGAUAAAAACUAGUGAAAAAUAUUAAAAAAAAAAAACCAAACCCAAUAAACAUUGAAAUUGAAUAAAGGCAAGUCCAGAAGAACUGGAAUAUGGGAGAAGAAAAAAAAUUGUUAAAA
Octopus bimaculoides (California two-spot octopus) is the source of this 1956-nucleotide messenger RNA. RefSeq names its product vacuole membrane protein 1. The record is from RefSeq and is a predicted model, not a curated record. NCBI's taxonomy places the organism in Eukaryota, Metazoa, Mollusca, Cephalopoda, Octopoda, Octopodidae.